Messenger RNA from Xenia sp. Carnegie-2017, 702 nucleotides. RefSeq names its product gliomedin-like. NCBI's taxonomy places the organism in Eukaryota, Metazoa, Cnidaria, Anthozoa, Malacalcyonacea, Xeniidae. Bases 1 to 702 code for a protein of 233 amino acids. The record is from RefSeq and is a predicted model, not a curated record. The transcript has 2 exons.
AUGACUGUUGGUGAUAUUACGUCACGUGCUCUCAGUGACAGCCGAGUCUCACAUGAAGAGUUUGAACAGGUUCUAUAUCAAUUUCGGCGUUUUAACGAGCGUAAACGCACUAUCCAAGAUGAAUUCGACGCUCCGAUGCGUAAGAAACAGGCUGCCGAUGUGGCUUUUCUACUUAAAGAGAUGGAAAAGACAAAUAAGAACUUGGAGCGUGAAAAAGAAGAAGCUGUUGCCGCCGCUGCUGAAAGCGCACGCCGUGAAGGUGAAGCUCAAGCUUUAAAAAAAUCGCGGGUAUAUAAACGUUGCAUCAAACUAAUGGCAACUGUAGUAAUCGGUGGAACUGAUGAUGGUUAUGGAUCUGGAAAAUUAGGACCGCCAGGGCCUAGAGGCCCAAGAGGAGCUAAGGGAGAUAAAGGUGAUACAGGAGCUGCGGGGGCUCAAGGAGAUACGGGUCCUAGAGGAGCAAAAGGAGAAAAAGGAGUGAAAGGUGAUGAGGGUUUUAUAGGAGCUAAGGGAGAUAAAGGUGACCCUGGGGACAGAGGGCCCAAAAGAGAGACAGGACCUCGAGGGCUUAAAGGGGAUGACGGAACUGAUGAGACUAAUGGAAGCGAUGGUGCGUCCGGGGCCACAGGAACUCAAGGGCCUAAAGGAGAUAUUGGAGCCACAGGGCCUCACGUUUCCUACUGGGAAAACACUCGAAAAUAA